CGGAAGUCACUUUGGGAAACUGAUCAGCCGGGAGCCGGUUCCCAGCCGGGCGGUCUUCUGUACUGGCGUCUCUUGAGGGGAUGUUCCAGGGUCGGUCUCCUGCUGGGUGCUGCCGCAACCUCCCAGGGUAGCGGCGCUGGGACGUCGCCGCUCUGCACCCCCACCUCGGGGUAGGAUCCUGGGACAGCAGAACAGAUGCAUCGUUUGGCAGUUGAUUGGACCCUGCACUUGAAAGAGGUCCAGGGAUGAUAUAUUCUGGGGCUGUAUUUCUCCACCCUGGAACUCAUCCAGUCUGUUCAGAAACAUUGACUGUCCUGCUUAUGUGACACACCUUCAGUAAAGGUCUGAUGGACAGACACUUUCUGUUGACUUGCAGCUAUUUUCUUUCAUGUGGAAUUGGGAAGACAAGGUGAAAGUGGACAAAGUUAUCUGCUCUGGCGAAUAGGUGUGCUCCGCUGGCUUAUCAGAACAUGGGCCCUCGUUUAAAGUUCCAGCUGUGAUCCUUGGCUGUCUGUGGGCGUUGAAGGGACCUGAUGUUUUACGUUAUUGGUGGAAUCACAGUGUCUGUGGUAGCAUUCUUCUUCACAAUUAAGUUCCUCUUUGAGCUUGCCGCACGUGUAGUCAGCUUCCUCCAGAAUGAGGACCGUGAGCGCCGAGGGGACCGGACCAUUUAUGACUACGUGCGGGGAAAUUACCUGGAUCCCCGGUCUUGCAAAGUGUCCUGGGAUUGGAAGGACCCCUAUGAGGUGGGCCACAGCAUGGCCUUCCGAGUGCAUUUAUUCUACAAGAAUGGGCAGCCUUUCCCUGCGCACCGGCCUGUGGGACUGCGAGUUCACAUUUCUCAUGUGGAGCUAGCAGUGGAAAUUCCAGUGACGCAGGAAGUCCUCCAGGAACCCAGUUUCAAUGUGGUCAAGGUGGCCUUCACUGUACGCAGGGCUGGACGUUAUGAAAUCUCAGUGAAACUUGGUGGAUUAAACGUGGCCUAUAGUCCCUACUACAAGAUUUUUCAGCCUGGAAUGGUGGUUCCUUCCAAGACUAAAAUAGUAUGCCAUUUUUCUACUCUUGUGUUAACCUGUGGGCAGCCACACACCCUUCAAAUAGUACCUCGAGAUGAGUAUGACAACCCCACCAACAAUUCCGCAUCCUUGAGAGAUGAACUCAAUUACAGUUUGUCCAUUCAUGAGCUUGGUCCUCAAGAAGAAGAGAGCACUGGAGUCUCCUUUGAGAAGUCAGUGACAUCCAACAGACAGACUUGCCAGGUGUUCUUGCGGCUCACCCUGCAUUCUCGCGGCUGCUUCCAUGCCUGCAUUUCAUACCAAAGUCAGCCAAUCAAUAAUGGCGAAUUUGACAUUAUUGUUCUGAGUGAGAAUGAGAAGAAUAUUGUCGAACGCAAUGUGUCCACCUCAGGAGUGAGUAUUUACUUUGAGGCUUAUCUUUAUAAUGCUACCAACUGUACCAGCACACCAUGGCACCUCCCGCCCAUGCACAUGAGCUCUUCCCAGCGCCGGCCUUCCACUGCUGUUGAGGAGGAAGAUGAAGAUUCACCCUCAGAGUGUCAUACCCCCGAGAAGGUGAAGAAACCAAAGAAGGUGUACUGUUAUGUGUCACCAAAGCAAUUCUCAGUAAAGGAGUUCUACCUGAAAAUCAUUCCCUGGCGCCUUUACACCUUCCGAGUGUGCCCAGGAACAAAAUUUUCAUACCUUGGCCCUGACCCUGUCCAUAAGCUCCUCACGCUGGUGGUAGAUGAUGGCAUUCAGCCUCCUGUGGAGCUCAGCUGUAAGGAGAGGAACAUUCUUGCAGCCACUUUCAUCCGCUCCCUUCAUAAGAACAUAGGAGGCUCUGAGACCUUUCAGGACAAGGUGAACUUUUUCCAACGAGAGCUUCGACAGGUACAUAUGAAAAGACCACAUUCCAAAGUCACCCUGAAGGUCAGCAGGCACGCCUUGUUGGAGUCAUCUCUGAAAGCCACCCGUAAUUUCUCCAUCUCAGAUUGGAGCAAGAACUUUGAGGUGGUUUUCCAAGAUGAAGAAGCUCUGGACUGGGGAGGACCUCGCCGGGAAUGGUUUGAGCUCAUCUGCAAAGCACUGUUUGAUACCACCAAUCAGCUCUUCACACGAUUCAGUGACAACAACCAAGCGUUAGUGCAUCCCAACCCUAAUCGCCCCGCUCAUCUUCGCUUAAAGAUAUAUGAGUUUGCUGGGAGACUGGUGGGCAAGUGUCUCUAUGAGUCCUCUCUAGGAGGGGCCUACAAACAGUUGGUCCGAGCUCGGUUCACCCGUUCUUUCUUGGCCCAAAUCAUAGGAUUACGUAUGCAUUACAAGUACUUUGAAACAGAUGACCCAGAAUUCUACAAAUCUAAAGUUUGUUUCAUCCUCAACAAUGACAUGAGUGAGAUGGAGCUGGUCUUUGCAGAAGAGAAAUAUAACAAAUCAGGCCAAUUGGAUAAGGUUGUAGAACUCAUGACAGGCGGAGCUCAAACCCCAGUCACCAAUGCAAAUAAAAUCUUCUAUUUAAAUUUACUGGCUCAAUAUCGGCUGGCCAGUCAAGUGAAAGAGGAGGUGGAACAUUUUCUAAAAGGCCUGAAUGAGUUGGUCCCUGAGAACCUUUUGGCUAUCUUUGAUGAAAAUGAACUUGAGCUGCUGAUGUGUGGGACUGGGGACAUCAGUGUGUCUGACUUCAAAGCCCAUGCAGUGGUUGUUGGCGGCUCAUGGCAUUUCAGAGAAAAGGUCAUGAGGUGGUUUUGGACUGUGGUUUCCAGUUUGACCCAGGAGGAGUUGGCUCGGCUACUUCAAUUCACAACAGGCUCCUCUCAGCUACCCCCUGGAGGCUUUGCUGCCCUUUGCCCCUCAUUCCAGAUUAUUGCUGCUCCCACCCACAGCACGCUACCAACUGCACAUACGUGUUUUAACCAGCUGUGCCUCCCCACGUAUGACUCGUAUGAAGAAGUGCAUAGAAUGCUGCAGCUGGCCAUCAGCGAGGGCUGCGAGGGCUUUGGCAUGCUCUGACCACUCCUGCCAUCCACUUGGGUCCCGUACUCUCCAGAGCAUCGGGGUGCACAUUACAGACGCCAUAACCACUGACCCUAACACACACAUAACCAUCAGCCAGAAGGCGCUGCAUGCUCCCCUGUGUCUGGAGUAUUUGGUCACCUACAAGCCUUGUCCUUCCCUUGUCCCCUUCCUGUCCAUCUUCCUCACUGGCCAUUUUAGCAUGGUAUGUAAUCGGAGCUAUGCGUUCAGUCAUGAGAAGAGAGAGGCCUGUGCCGCUGUAAUUUCACUUGGUUCUCAGAAGAUCUCAGUAGUAGAAGUGGCCAGAGUGGCUGAGGGAGAUUACAUAAAGGAUUCAGCUCUCCUGGAAGGCUGGAUUCUCUCGCCUUCCUCAGCCACCUCUGCUGAUGCUCUCAGAGGUCCCUUCUGUGGCCCUUGCUACUUGACCUGAGGUACAUGAGUCCUUCUCAUGGACAGGUUAAUUGCCUCUUCUCAUUUGGGGCCAGCAGAAGCCCCAGGUAGGAUGGCCCAUGUGGGCAAUCUUUGGUUUUGUCUCUCCACACAACAGGCGCCAGCCAUGGCUCUGGACUACCUCUAACAGGGCCUGGUAGCUCUAGACCAUGUUUCUGUGGUGUCAGAACUGGAAAGGGAGCUUUCCCUGCAAGCAUUUCUGGGAAAUGAUCAUUAGCCCACAAAAAAGAACUGUCUGAGCUUUUUCUUGAGUUUGAGCCAGUGAGAAAAACAGACAGACCUAAGAAUGUGAAAGAUAGCUGGGCUGUAGCCUCCAGUGAGGAAUGUGAUUCUCCUUUAGGGCUAAGGGACCUGUUUAGGCACAUGGCUGGCUCAGAGACUACUGAUGCUUCUCCUGCAUUUGUUCUUUACAGUGAGGUAUGGCUGGGCCUGGCCACUUAACCUCCAGUUUAUGCAGCUGGGAAAUGCUGGGGGUUCGUUCGCUUUUUUUGCUAAAGAAUACUUUUAAUAAGGGACAGUAAGAAUAGCAUACCAUCAAUCCCUGUUUCUCUCUUUGCUUGGUGGUUCCUGGCAGCACUGAGACAAGGGAAAAGGAAUCCGUUGUUUUAGAGGUUAUCACAGGUCCUUGAGGUCAGGACACUGGAACACAGAGAGAGAAGAUAAGCCAACAGUAAAUGCCUAUCUGUUCCGAUUAUCUCCCUUCACUCCAUCACUUGCCAGCAAGGGGAACUAAGGAGGGAGGAAGAUAGAUUCACUGUGGUGUGACGAUUGAAGAGAACCUGCAGCUGCCUCUGGAAAGAUGACAGCGUCCUCUUUCAACAAUUUGGAUGAAAACAUUUUCAAGACUCAAAAUCUCAUCAACUUCCCAAAUUUCUGUUUUCAAGAAGGAUUUGCUACAAGCUACCAUUCCCAUUGGGGCAUUCAACUCUGAGAAUAUUACAAGCCAUCUUUAUUGCCAAAACCAGCAAGUGCAGAGUCCAGAGAUGAGGCAAGACUCAUGGCAAGGCCUUAGCCUCCCAGAAGCAUGUCUGAGCCCUCCUGUUCCCAGGGAUCACAAGGAAUAAGCCCUCCUGAGCUGCUACAUUUCCUGCCUGACCUCACUUCUUCGCAGUUGUCAUUUGUCCUUGGCAUGGGUGCUGACCUCAUUUACCCUUGGGGCCUAGGAUCCAGCAUCGGGCCUAUGCACCCCAGGGUCCUCCAUGCCACAUGGUCACUGCUCUCCUCAGGGACCAGGACAAGGUGCUGCUGCUCACCCCAUUGCUUUCCCAUGGGAUACGUACAGGCGAGUUUGCAGCUGGGGGCAGGUGGACUGCUUCUGCUGUCUUUGGCAGUUGUUCCUUGUGAUUCUGCAUUCUCCCCUCCAGCAGCUCUCCAGAGACUGGUGCUGGAGCAUGAGUUGAUUUUUUUGGCUAGAUCUGUCAUUUUAAGCUCUAGUCGUAGCACUUUGCAGAGCCUCCUGGGCACCACUGCAACCCAGCUGGGGCAUCCUUAGCCCCGGAGUCUUUGUUUAACAAAACCCUUUGGUACUCUUGUGGUUUUCUAUUCUUCCCCAACUUUACUCUCUCCUACUUCUGUUCAAAGGCAUUUUGCUCUUUUUGGCCUUUCUUUUUCCCAACCCCACUCCCCAAUCCUAGCUUGUGUGGGGGUUGAAAGUAUAAUAUUCGAAGAGAAGGAAAAGUGUCUGUUAUUUCUUGGGCAAUUUUUGAAUUCACAUUUCUUAUUUUGGCUGGUUCUUUAAUUUAUGCCCUUGUGGCCCAGGUACUGGGGGUGGGGGUUGGGGUGGGGCAGCUAACCUUCUGACCUUUUAGUGUCUUUGAAGGAGCCGGGCACCAAGUGAACACCACGGAGAGUGUUGGCACGUUUCUAGAACUUCAGCAGAGAUCAAGCCCUGCUGCAAAAUUGUCAGGCCAGGCAAAAGGGCCAGACAGUUGCAGUAAUAGUGUAAAUAUUUUGUACAGUAAAUAAAUCACUGUUUAAAAGGACAAGGAGCAAGUGACUGUUUUGAGUGGUGGUUCAGGGCUUCAAUUGGAGAUGGGGACGGAAAGAAAAAUUUAGAAAUGGCUUUGCUUUUUCCCAGUGAUUCCGUCACAAGCAUUAGCUUGGUGUAGUACAUACACGAGAGCUCUGGCAGGUCCCAAGCCUUGCCCUUUCACCCCUCCCUGACUGCUGUCCAUGGUGCCAGGCACAGAGAGCCAGUUGGUGGGGGGUGUGCUUGUUCUCGGCUCCUAAAGAGGAAACUGGUUUGGCAAGAGUCUUUUUCUCAUCAAUCUUUUGAACAUUAAUUUAUGGUUAUUUUACAACAUAAGAAACUCAGUGCAGAGAAUUUGGAAAUAAAAGUACAGGCCACAUGUCAUCUGGAAUUAACCACUGCUAACACUUUGAUGUAUAUCUGAUUUGCGUAAAAUUGUACAUCUCCCCCACCCCCAGCACACCCCCCACAAAAUGAGUUUGACAGAGAGAGAAAACCAGACUUCUGAUUUGGGCCUAAUAGGAAAAGUAUUAGGGACCCUGGCUUUGCUUUAACUAUACGUUUUUAGAUUAACAGUCCUACUUCUUUAGUACUCUUGUGGCUUUGAAUGGGUCACCAUGAGCACUCAUCAUGUAGUGAUUUCAGUCCAUCAUAAAGUUACUUGUAAGUCUCAAGAGGCUGGUAGGAUGGUUCUUGAAUUAAAACAGAAAAUAAUGGCUUCAGCCUGUUGUGCACUGUUACCUCUAAGCCACUGCGAAGAAUUCUCAGACCUCUCACUCCAGCCACACUUCUCUUAGGCCUACAGUACAGGUCACUCAGCAGUUAGCUUGCUCCAGAGGGCUCCAAACCUCUACUUUGGCUUCACUUAGACCCUCAAGCAUAAUAGAUCAACUUCAGGUACGCCAUAAUACUUUUUUUUUUUUUAAGAUUUAUUUAUUUAUACAAGAACUGGGGUACAGGCCAGAUGUGCAGAGAGUGAGCGGAUUCACCAGAGUACUCCGUAAUGCUUUUAUUUAAAAAUGAAUGUUUCCUUUUUUAUUUCGAGAUGUAACAUCUAUGAGCAUGUACAACUUACUAAAUAGUAAAGGAAGCACAUGUGCUGCCACCAUCCCCAUCAAGAAAUAAACAUUGCAGUGCCGCAAAGCAAAUCUCAUCCCACACUCUAGAGGUAACCAUUACCCUGACUUUUGUGAUAAUCCUUUCACCAAUUCCCUUUCCAAACAGCUUGUCCUAAAUUUAUAGAGAGGCACGGAAAAGGAAUCCAUAUGGUCUCUUGAGCCGCUAUCCAAGAUCAGAGUCUCCUCAGUCAUUAUAGCAGCUCACAGUUAGUAUUCUGAGACCAUUGUUGAUUUGUGAGAAUCUAGUUCAGGUUCUUACUCUUGAAUCCAGUGAAUCAUAUUUAAAGACUAUAAGGUCUCACUGCAAAAUUUUUUCUCCAGACAUGCUAAAUUAGUCACUCCUUUGCUUUCAUUUCUUGAACAGGUUUUGUGGGCAGGGCUAAUGUGGUGGUGAUCCUCAUGGGUGUCUGCAGCAGGUUCUUGAAUAUAUAAAUAUAGUGUUGAACAUGAAUCAGCACCAAAAUAUCUCCAAAAAUGUGGAUUGACUUGUAUUUCUGACUCAGAGAACUGAAUCUGUGCACCAUUUAGCAAGAAGCCGUUCCAAAUUAUUGGAAAGCUUGGUUCUUUUUGUUGGGAGGGCAAAGAGGGUACAUUAGACAUCUGCCAAAGGGAUUCUGGUGAUCUUGAUUUGUAUGUGACAGAGUGGCCUAGGUUUGAAAUGUGACUUCUUGUCAAUACCACCCUCUCCCCCCACCCCCAUUUGGUUUACUUGGAUUUUGCUUAUAUAAGAACACUGGUAGCCGCACAGCAAAGACCUGGUUCUCUGGAGUAGACUGAGGUGUAAUCUAUGUAGAAUGGUCAGGGAAUUCCUGUUAAGGGAAUGUGAAUGUCACAGUCUCUUCACAAUCAGCGGAAUGAAAACUAGGUUUUGGGCAUCAGUGGUAGCUUUAGCAGAGCUUUCCAGGUUGUCUGUAGAGCCCUUGCUUGUUAGUACUAGCCAGCACACCAGUACCAGCUUAAACACAAGUGGUAAUCUCUCUAGGGGCAGGCACACCAGCACAGAACCACAGCAUCCAGUCACCUUGCAAGAAGAAUGUCAGGCUCCCUGCCUAGUUCCCCCUGUAGCUUUCCUUCAGGGAGAUGAUGGAUAAUUUAUCCAGAAUGAGGCCCGUGGAUAUGGUUGCUAUCCAAUUAGGUUACCAUGGCCUUGCAGUCUUUCAUGGCCACGGAAGCCUUAGACCGAGUAUUUCUGCCUUGAUUGGCAGACCAGGCAACUUUCUGAGUGAGCAAGGUCUUAGGACUUUGACUUAGGGAUGACACUAGAAAGAAGUCAACCUUGAUUUACUCAAGUAGCUAGGUGAAGAGAUUAUAUAUAUAUAU
This is a messenger RNA of Talpa occidentalis (Iberian mole), 7865 nucleotides long. It is a transcript of the gene AREL1, whose product is annotated as apoptosis resistant E3 ubiquitin protein ligase 1. The transcript is spliced from 20 exons. Gene Ontology annotation, biological process: proteasome-mediated ubiquitin-dependent protein catabolic process; protein polyubiquitination; positive regulation of protein catabolic process. Gene Ontology annotation, molecular function: ubiquitin-protein transferase activity. The record is from RefSeq and is a predicted model, not a curated record. NCBI's taxonomy places the organism in Eukaryota, Metazoa, Chordata, Mammalia, Eulipotyphla, Talpidae. The coding region runs from base 534 to 3005 and encodes 823 amino acids.